AUGGGCCGUGCAUGGCUGAUCAGGGGAGAAAACGGCUUGGAUGGCAUGGAGACAGUUGGAGACACAGAGAUACUUCUAGAUCAGACUUGGCUGUUGUUGUGUGAGCAUCCAGACUUCAAAAUGGAGUAUGACAAGAAUGGGCUACUCCUUAAUGCCAUCCUCUUCCUGGUCUUGUUUGGUGACUUAGCACUGUCAUGUCCAACAAACUGCAAGUUUUGCUCCACUGGCCUAGCAGAAUGCACACAGAUCUCAUCUCUGGAGGAAGUUUUAACUGCCUUACCAACCCAGACCGAGAAGGUAUUAUUUCGCAAAGGAACGGCAAGUCACAUUCCGAGUGAAGCCUUUCAAAACUUUUCCAACUUGAAUGUCUUGUCUAUAACUGAAUUUCCUAUUUCAUCUCUGAAAAACCACACUUUUCUGAUGAGAGAUUCUGAAAGAUUCCAAUUUCUGGAUCUCAGCAGCAACCAGUUAACAAGUUGUGGAGUGGAGGCGUCAUCUUUCACAGGGCUGAAAAACCUCACUGACUUUACAUUGACCAACAACAAACUGGACAAUCUGAAAAAAUCAUGGUUCUUUGAUAUGUGGCAACUUCAGAAGCUCAAUUUGGCCUUCAAUUUUAUUUCGUACCUACCACCUCACACUUUUGACAAUUUAUGGAAGCUGCAGAAGCUCAAUUUAAGCUCAAAUGGCAUCCUGUAUAUAUCUACUGGUUCAUUCUUUGGUCUUCUGAGUUUGACUGACUUGGAUCUGUCAAGUAAUGACAUGGUAUUUAUUAACACAGAUGCAUUUGAACCUCUUGUGUCUGUGAAGCACAUUGAUGUCUCUCACAACAGACUAAAGACGCUGCCUGACUUUCCCAAGCUUGUAGCUUCUCUGCUGCUUCAAAAUAACUCCUGGCACUGUAGCUGCCAGUUUGUGCAAUUACUGGAAAGACUUAAGGAUAAAUUGAAAGAUUCCAGAACUGUCACCUGCAGCAGCCCCGAAGAGGCAAACGACAGUCCAGCACUGAUGGCUUAUGCCAUGGUCUGCAGCUCAAAUACAACUGAUGAAGUGCUUCCAACCAUCACAUCUGGACCCAGAGAGAGCAGCUCCUCAUGGAUCUAUGGAUUUAUAGGUGGACUCUUACUGGGGUUUAUUUUAUUCAUGAUUCUGUGGCUGAUAAGAAAGGUUAUAAAGCAGGGAAUUCUUAAGAACCCUGCAAUUCAAGGUAUUGAGUCAGGGAGUAUAAGAGAUAAGAAAUCAUCAAUAAGGCUAUCAGUCACUCAACAUGACCCGUUUUCAGCUUCGCCAAACCUGGGGUUUGGGCUUCGUCAGGGAGAUCAGGAUGAUAUGAAGACACCCCAGCCUGUGGUCAAUCUAGAUGAUGUUCCACAAAACCCUUCAAACAACGAGACAGAUACCGUAGGGAGGAUUCGCCUGUGUAAGACUGCCCCCAGUCUUCUUCCUGCUCCAGACGUCUUCACGUCCUCCUCAUGGUCCAAAGGGGGACUUGAUGCCAUCAAAUUGCGAGAUUCACUGAAGUAUUUUGAGACUGAUCAGGUUGACCAAGUCACACUUCCACCAAAGGAGAUGACUGUCCACACUGAAGUCUUUAACUUGCCCAGAGGAGACUACUAUAACUCAGCCAGUGCCACUGUCAACCUAGAAAAUCCUGGUGAGAUGUUUGUGAAGUAUUCUACUGCCAGAAGAAGCAAAACCUGGAGCAAUCUAUGUCUCAAUAGCUCUAGUCCAUCUUCGGUUGAUCACCAAAGCACCAAAUGCACGACAGCCCUCACCAACCUCUCUGGAUUUACCAGUAUUAAGGCUACUGGGCCUAUGACUGAAGUACACACUAAAAAGACAGGGGAAGGCCCAGGCAUUCUAGAGGAAGGACCAAGGAAGACUGGGUUUGGUCUAAUUCAAGACUCUGAUGAUAGCUUCUCAACAAAGAUUGAUAGCUGCUUCUCUAAUGAUGCCUUUGAAGACAAUGUGUGGUGCUACAAGACUCAGAAAAACAAUAUCCAGGAACCAGGAGAAGAGAACACACAUGCUUCUGAAUCUUCAGACUCAUCUUUUCUGUCAAGCUUAGCAAAGUCAUCCUGGGCAGAGAAAGACCAUCAUCACCCUCAUGAUCUAGAAGGUACCAUGUGGCAAAACUCAAAUGAGCUUGGGUUUGCUCAACCAAAUAACAAUGCCAGUCCCAGUGGUUUAUUUAAGGUUGAAAACAGUGAGAGUUCUAGCACAGACCAAUUCCAUAGGCACUUCCAAAUGACAAGGCAUUCUAGUAACAAGCAGAAGGUAGAAGGGAGCACCUGGACAGGUGAAUUAUUGACAAGGGAGAGGUUUUGGAAAUAUCACACAAACUGUUGUGAUGAGUACAGGCCAUGCCCAACUGCUAGGAAAGUGAUUAAAAGACUUAGGAAUGCCAAGGUGAUUGAGUCUGAAGGUGCCGAUGACAUUACCAGGCCUCCAUGUGACCUUGAGCUUCUGAAAAAUAAUGAGGUGUUAGAAAUGAAUCUCUUAGUGAAAUUGCAGGAGAGGGAAGAAAGAAAGCGGAGAGCCUUAACUCCCUGGAAGUGA
Messenger RNA from Polypterus senegalus (gray bichir), 2559 nucleotides. RefSeq lists its product as uncharacterized. Gene Ontology annotation, cellular component: plasma membrane. Gene Ontology annotation, molecular function: protein binding. Lineage: Eukaryota; Metazoa; Chordata; Cladistia; Polypteriformes; Polypteridae. Bases 1 to 2559 code for a protein of 852 amino acids. The record is from RefSeq and is a predicted model, not a curated record. The transcript has 5 exons.